AUGCCAGUUGUGACAAUAUCGUUCUACAUCACACCCACCACAAGACACCUCUUAUCCCCUUUCCCAAACGACGACGUCGUCAAGCCUUCAACGCCCGAUCAGAUUCAAGAUUGUGACUUCUAUCUCAAGACUUACGCCGCCGGCUUCCAUCUUUCCCUGUAUCUUGUUCGGUGGCAGCCCUUGAUGAUAUCAAGUUCUUUCCAUGCUGCUAUUUGGUGUUUGCUGUCAUAUGAUAGUUUUGACUGCUUUCCCCUGUCGACUGAUUGUUUUGCUCUUGAUUGCCUUAUUUGUGCUAGCUUUGAUGGUUAUAGGCAUAGUCGUGCUUAUUGCUUCUGUAACCUUAGUUGUGCUCACUGCUGGACAAAUGGUGUUUGGCUUUUACUUACGGAACAAAUCAGAAUUGUGGGUGUCUUAAGGCCUGUUGAUGCCGACAUUUAUGAGCCAGUAUCACUUGAAAUGUUGCAUGCUUAUCAAUUUAACAUAAUGGAGAAAGUUGAUUAA
This is a messenger RNA of Lactuca virosa, 501 nucleotides long. NCBI's taxonomy places the organism in Eukaryota, Viridiplantae, Streptophyta, Magnoliopsida, Asterales, Asteraceae. The record is from the annotation of a GenBank genome assembly.